Messenger RNA from Seriola aureovittata, 1922 nucleotides. RefSeq names its product caspase 9, apoptosis-related cysteine peptidase (gene casp9). Lineage: Eukaryota; Metazoa; Chordata; Actinopteri; Carangiformes; Carangidae. Gene Ontology annotation, cellular component: cytoplasm. The record is from RefSeq and is a predicted model, not a curated record. The transcript has 11 exons. Bases 1 to 1482 code for a protein of 493 amino acids. Gene Ontology annotation, biological process: proteolysis; intrinsic apoptotic signaling pathway in response to DNA damage; apoptotic process.
AUGCUCCUUGGCGUCUCGGUUAACGCUGAUGUGAAGACGCGAAGGGUGUGUUCAGCAGCAUCACCAGGGCAAAGCUGUCAACCUGCUGCCGCGAAGCAGAAUAAGCUGAAGAAGAGGAGGGGGGAGGCGCCCAGCGUCGAAAGUAAUUUUGGGAGAGUCGUUACUGUCGGAUGGAGAAUGGAGGAAAGACACAAGAAGAUCCUUCAGCGCAACAGGACCAACCUGGUGAGAGACUUGGACCCAUCGAACCUCUACGACGGCCUUCUUGAAAAGGGAGUUUUCACCCAGGACAUGAUCGAUGAGAUUAAGGGCUCUGGGACCAGACGGGACCAGGCCAGACAGUUGGUCCGGGACUUGGAGACCCGCGGGAGUCGAGCUUUUCCAUUGUUUCUGCUGUGCCUUCAGGAGACAGGGCAGCACAGUCUGGCGGAGCUCCUACAGAAUGGAGCUCCAACAGUUCAUCUACAGCCCGCGACACCCACCGAGGUUCUUCGGCCUGUUCUGCAGCCUCUCCCAGUUUCCUCUCCAAUGGAUGUUGACAAGCAAAGAAAAGAACUCCCUGUCCAUCCAGUACAGAGACCCAGUACUACUCCCAGUCCAUCACCUGAAAGGGAGCACAUAAGACCAAGACCACCAGGCAGACAACGACGGGACAGUAUACAGAGCUAUAAAAUGGAUGCCAGCCCAUGCGGGCACUGCCUCAUCAUAAACAAUGUGGAGUUUGAACCUCAGAGUGAAUUGAGCAACCGAAAAGGCUCCAACAUCGACUGUGACAAGCUGGAGAGAAGAUUCAAGGCGCUCAACUUUAUUGUCGAAGUCAAGACAAACUUGAAACAAAGACAAAUUAAGCGUGAACUGUCAGCUCUGUCUAAGGAGGACCACUCACAAUAUGACUGCUGUGUGGUUAUCAUGCUGUCACAUGGGACUGAGGUGAGUCACAACCGGUUCCCUGGUGCUGUGUAUGGUGUGGAUGGACAGUCCGUCCCAGUUCAGCACAUCACAAACUACCUCAACGGCCAGCACUGCCCGUCUCUACAGGGCAAACCCAAACUUUUCUUCAUCCAGGCAUGUGGAGGAGGUGAAAGAGACACAGGUUUUGAGGUGUCACCGGAUGAGGUCAAACCAUCGUUCGGCGGAGCAGACGACCAGACGGACGCCAUUCCCAUGUCAUCCAGCAGCGACUCUCUGAGCAUGUCAGACGAACCGGACGCCAGAGUCACUCUGCCCACGCCGAGUGACAUUCUGGUGUCCUACUCAACUUUUCCUGGUUAUGUUUCUUGGAGAGACACCCAGUCUGGAUCGUGGUACGUUGAGACAAUGGACCGUAUCCUCGAGGAAAACGCUGCCACAGAUGACUUAGUGACAAUGUUGAUGAUGGUGAACCACGAGGUCUCCCAAAACUCUGCAAAAGGGCUCUAUAAGCAAAUGCCUGGUUCCUUUAACUUCCUCCGCAAACUUCUCUACUUUCAAACCCAAACGUAGCCAAGGUUCAAAGUUCAGCUCGAUGAGUUUCUGUUUCAGAUUCAGGUUCAAUGUUCAAUGUCUCUUUCAAUUACUGUAAUUUCUUGGGAUUGUGUCUCAGAUGAGUUUUGAGAUGUAUGAAUUUGCUAAAUCGUGGUUUUACAUUGAUAUUGUUUAUCAAGCCUUUCUGUGAUUAAUCAUUGAUAUCUUCUUUAUAUGAACUUUUUAAGCAUUAUUGUCAUCUUGGAAAGAAAAUAUGUACUGUGAACAUGUGGCUCAGGUUAGUUUUUUUUUUUAAUAUAUAUAUAUAUUGGUGUCUUAUCAACACGGCCACAGUUGUCAAGAACAGAUUUCGCUGACUUUUAUUUUCUUUCUCUUUUAUAUUGAUCAUAUUAACAAAGUGGAUUUUUGUGAAGUCGUUUUGUGGAAAAUGUGAUAAACUCCAAAGGUGUCGACUCUCA